This is a messenger RNA of Acanthoscelides obtectus, 2003 nucleotides long. NCBI's taxonomy places the organism in Eukaryota, Metazoa, Arthropoda, Insecta, Coleoptera, Chrysomelidae. The record is from the annotation of a GenBank genome assembly.
AGAUGCUGAUUGGAUUAUCAGGUUAUUUAACGGGAUAUGAUGGCAAAUUUGCAUUUGACAAACCGGGAGAUAAAUAUGAAAAUACUUCAUAUCUAGGAAUGAGAUUGUUUUGUACGGCGCUUGGAGCAACCGUAGUUCCUCUGACAUUCCUGACAGUCGAGGAAAUGACACAUAGUGUAAAUUCAGCAUUAUAUGCCUCGCUGCUUAUAUUGUUUGAUGUUGGUCUGAUAACUUUAACUCAAUACAUUCUUCUUGAUCCUUUAUUGUUAUGCUUCAUGAUGGGAUCCAUAACUGGAGCUGUGAAGCCUCUUCAGAUAGAAUACCAGAAUUCUCACCUAAAUGGUGGUUGUGGUUAAUAUUUACAGUACCCGUCGUGGCUUCACACAAUGGCACGGAUUCAAGAGGUGCAACUUCCAAUUGCCGCACAUAGAUCCAUAAAUUAUAGCAGGAUGGUGCUGUGUACUAAAAAUCAAGCGUCAUAAUAAUAUUCUGCGUGAACCUAUUGAGGGCAGAGGCAUCUCUUGCAAAGGUGACAAGCUGGCGACCAAAAUCCUACGACUCGAUGGCAUUAAAUUCAAAUUCUUUAUUUAGGUAGUAUGCUGGCAUGCUGCAUUUCAGUGAAGUUUGUUGGUUUAUUCGUAAUUUUAUUAAUUGGAUUCAUGACUGUAGUAGAUUUAUGGAAUAUACUGGGUGUUAUGACGAGACCCGUGAUGGAUACAGUAAAACAUCUUAUUGCUAGAGCGAUCUGCCUGAUCAUACUGCCGAUAUGCCUCUACAUGAUAUUUUUCUACAUUCACCUAAAAGUUCUCAACAAAAGUGGUAACGGAGAUGGAUUUUAUAGUUCUGCAUUCCAGUCACAACUUAUAGGCAACAGUCUUCAUAAUGCUAGUAUGCCUCAGUAUGUAGCGUAUGGUGCAGUAAUAACUUUGAAAAACCACAGAACGGGUGGGGGAUACCUUCAUUCCCAUUUUCAUCUGUAUCCAGAGGGAGUAGGAGCUAGACAGCAACAGAUUACUACGUACACACAUAAGGAUGACAAUAAUAAGUGGAUAAUAAAGAACUAUAAUGAAGAACCAAAUGUAAAUACAGUGCAAAUAGUGAAAAAUGGGGAUCUUGUCAGAUUUGAACACAUACCUACAAGAAGAAAUCUGCAUUCUCAUAAGGAACAAGCACCUAUCACAAAGAAGCAUUAUCAGGUUACUGGAUAUGGCGAAAAUGGCACUGGCGACGCUAAUGACGUUUGGAGAUUAUCCAUUACAAACGUAGCAGAAGGAGGAGAACUGCAAGCCGUUAGACAUAAAAUAAAAUUAAUCCAUUACUUACAACAGUGCCUGCUGACGACCAGCGGUAAACAGCUACCGAAAUGGGGAUAUGAACAACAAGAAGUAUCUUGUAAUCCACAUCUAAGAGAUGUUAAUGGAUUAUGGAACAUAGAGGAGAAUUACUUCGAAAAGUUGCCAAAUGUUAGUUUUGAGGUAUAUGCUCCGAGUUUCCUUGAAAGGUUUUUGGAGUCGCAUGCUGUUAUGUUCCAAGGAAAUUCAGGACUGAAACCUAAAGAGGGUGAAAUUACAUCCAGGCCUUGGCAAUGGCCUAUAAAUUACAGGGUGAGCUAAAAUCAGUACCAAUGAUGUUUGGAAACAAGCCAUUCAAAAUGGAGUGACAAUAUCUCUAGGGAACAAAGUACUAGUAUAUUCGAAGAAACAAAAAACUCGACUACAGUGACUGAAGUUUUACUUGUGCUUUCACGAUAAAUCUAAAGGCUCCUCAAUUGUCAAAAUCCAUUUAGCCAUUGAUGAAUGGUUUUGAAAUUUGCGUUUAAAAUUCCCACUUCCAUUUUAUAAAAUUUUAUGUACACACUGUUACUCGAACGGUCAAGACAAACAUGGAGAAGCCUCAUAUCAAAAUCGAUCAAGCCGUUUAAGCUGUAGCCGUUGAAAAUGAAAUUUCAAAGUUUCUCGUUUAAAAAAUGCCAUUCUGAUUUUAUAAAGGUUUUAAUAUACUCA